AUGGUCCCCGCAGCAGGAGGGGCAGGGGUAGUAAUGCCAGGGAGGAUGGCGAGUCCGGGCCGGCUGGGAGCAGUUCCCUCUGGGUAUAACGGUGCAAUGGGCGCGCCGCAACAACAACAGCUUCCUCAUCAGUACCACCAACAACAGCAGCAUCAACAGCAACAGCAGCAGCAGCAGCAACAGCAACAGCAGCAACAGCAACAGCAACAGCAACAGCAGCAGCAACAGCAGCAGCAACAACAACAGCAGCAGCAGCAGCAUCAGCAGCAGCAGCAGCAGCAGCAGCAGCAGCAGGCGAAGCAGGAGGAGGAGUCGGAGUGGGAGCAGCAGCUGAAGGCGGUGCUAUUCCGCAAGGUGCCAUUGGACGAGGUGCGCGUGGCCACGGGGCAGUUCAGCCGCCGCCACGUGCUGGGCGAGGGCGCCUUCGCCGUCGUGUACCGCGGGCGCGGGCCCCACGGCACGACGUGGGCGGUCAAGCGCACCAAGCGCAGCCUCCCCGCGGGCUCCGCGGGCGCGCUGGACUUCGAGAACGAAGUGCUCGUGAUCUCGCGACUGUCUCAUAAGAAUCUUAUACGCUUGCUAGGGUUCUGCGUGGAAGGUGGUGAGCAUAUUUUAAUCUACGAGUUCGCGCCGCACGGGUCCCUUGGGUCGGCUCUCGUGCGCGGCCAGCCGCACUUGACCUUCGACAAGCGGCUCGAGAUCGCCGUGGGAACCGCCGAGGCGCUUAAUUACCUUCAUACUGCCACGUCACCGCCCAUAGUGCACCGCGACGUGAAACCCGAUAAUAUCCUUCUGGACGACAAGCUAUUAGCGAAGCUAGGCGAUUUCGGCCUCCUUAAGAACCUCAUAGACGGCGGCGGCGCGCAGGGCACGGUACAGGCCGCGUUCACUCGCGUCGCGGGAACGCCGGGGUAUCUCGACCCCGACUACCACCUUACAUCGAAGGUGACUACUAAGGGGGAUGUUUACAGCUUCGGAGUGGUGCUGCUCGAACUCUUUACCGGCCAGCGCGCAAUCCUCAUGGGGAAACCCGCUUGCGCGGGCGGAGCGAACCAGCAGCACGGGCGGAAGGCGGAGGCGGAAGCGGACGCUGGGGGACGAGGCGGCGGAAGAAGGGCCGCGGGAAUUCCGGGGAUGCCAGGGGUUCCUGUAGGCGCGGAUGGGAGCGAUCCGGUGCAUAUUUCCCAGUGGGUUGCGCCGUACGUGCAGUAUGGGGUGGUGGAGGAGGUUGCGGACGCGCGCAUGGGCGGAGAAUACGAUCCAAUCGCGCUGCUCCACGUGUUCGAGAUCGCGCUGCAGUGCGUGCGCCCCACGAAGACCCGCCCCGCCAUGACCGCCGUGUCCCCCUUACGUUCGCCCCAUAGGUCUCCUACCAGAAUCCUCUCUGAAGGUGAAGCACACAAGAAUGGCGGUGCCCCUGGAUUCGGAGGCACAGUGACAGAUAAUGGCAGGAGCUACGGCUACUAUAGCUCUGGAUUCCUUGCCAGUGGUGUUGACGCUGCUGGAGUGCUUGCUAGUGGUGUUGAUGCUACUGUUGCUGGGACUGUUGAUUAUACUGCUGGUGCUGGUACCGGUAACGGUAACAGUAGAGCACUUAGGGAUGGUGGUCGUUAUGGUUACACCACCACCGAACUACUAUUCUUGUCCGCGACUCCUCAGCUACAGGCGAAGAUGAGCGAGGUUUUCGGCGAGUACGAGAGGCGGUAUUGCGAGAUUUCGGGGAACGCGAAGCGUCAAGCAGCGGCUAUCCCUUCCUUACCGGCAGAUGCCAGGGACCAACGAGCCAAGGAAGUCAAUGCCUUGUUGGAAGAGGCCGACUCCCUCAUCCGGCGCAUGGACUUGGAGGCGCGAAGCCUGGCAGCAGCACAGAAGGCGGCGCUGCUGGUGAAGCUGCGCGAGUACAAGGCGGACCUGCAGACACUGCGCCGCGACCUGCAGAGAGCGCUGCAGGAUGCCGCUGCCUCUGCCAGCGAGGCCGCCAGGGACCAGCUACUGGGGAACGCGGGGGGGCAGCCGGGGGAGGGCAUGUCGCAGGAAGAGCUGGCGGCAACAGGAGCGCAGCGCAUGCGGCUGCUGGGAGCAACGGAGCAGCUGGGGGAGUCGUCGCAGAGGCUGGAGGCGAGCAAGCGAGCGCUGCUGGAGACAGAGGAGCUGGGAGUGAGCAUUCUGGAGGAUCUGCACAACCAGCGCCAGACACUGCUCAACGCACGCGAUAACCUGUAUGGUGUGGAUGCAAGCAUUGACCGUGGCCGUCAGAUUCUCAACUCCAUGGCACGCCGCAUGAACCGCAACAAGUGGAUUUCCAUCUUCAUCCUCAUCGUGCUCAUCCUCGCUAUUAUCAUCGUGAUCUUCGUCAAGCUGCAUCGACACUGA
Messenger RNA from Closterium sp. Yama58-4, 2373 nucleotides. Lineage: Eukaryota; Viridiplantae; Streptophyta; Zygnematophyceae; Desmidiales; Closteriaceae. The record is from the annotation of a GenBank genome assembly.